UAAUGCACCGCGGCCCGCCAAAUGUCUGUUCAGGCACACGACAUGAGUAAGAUGUAAAGUUAUUAAGUCAAGGAGCCACAGGGCCACGCCUCUUUCUCUCUUUCUCUCUCCACUUUGUUGCGGGAGCCAGAUUGCUGAUCAGCUGCUAUACUGGAUCAAUAUCCGCCGAGCCGAAACGAAGGCAACCCGGUUGCUUGUUGAAUCGAGGGUGGGAGACAGGGAAAGCAAGGCUCGGCCGAGGGGAGAGAGUCUGUCGAUGCGUCCAAACGAUCCCCACAGAAAACCGGCUUCUGGAAAUUGGGUAACGGGAGAAGAUCUUUGACGCUUUAUAUCAUCGCCAUCAUCAACUGACGGGCUGACGAGGGACUGACGAAACAAACAAACAAAAGAAGCACCAGAGGCACCAGAGGCCACCCCCCGCCUGGCGAAUCCACCCACGACGUAGUAAAAGGAAGCGCCUGGCGAGCCUGGGACUUUGUUACCCACCGAGCCUAAGGCCCUAAGCUGCUUCGGAAGCACCUGAGGCCUUUUACCUUGGUUCUCCGGGCCGGGCGUGCCACUCACUGCUGGCUGUCCGCGUGUCAUUUAUCCCAAUCAUCUCAUCCUCAAUCAUCAUCAUCCAUCGUCCCGGUCUCCCCCAGCAUCCUAGGGCCACAAUAUCUCACUGGAUCACUGCCCUGAAAAACCCCCCGGCUGUCUCACUCUGGUCAGUGAGCAACACCUCCCAUCAGCUCGGUUGGGCUCCCUUCAUCUCGACUCUUCUCUGCUAUAUCACACACACACACACACACAACAAAAGCAAUGCGCCAAUGACACCCAAGAGGGUCAUUCCGGUAGACGGCACACCCUGAACCCCGACUAGUCCAAUACGCUGCAAUUCUCCAUUCAGCUGAAUGGUUGCUGCUGCCACAUUAGGUGCGUUCUCUCCACGCCUCCAAAGCCAAGCGCAAAAGCAGGUCAGAGUUCAAAGCUCGUUCCCAAUUCAAUCAGAGUUGCGGGUUUGGGGAAUCAAACUUGAAGUUGGCACUACAGACUUGCUCACUCCCCCUCCCACGGUUAAUCCUGCUGCUUGCCACGGAUUGCCCUACUACCAUCGAUUACAUCUUCCGUCCCUCCUUCUGUGCUGCUCUACCAACGAAUCUGACAACGAUCAAUUACAGUUGCCUCGAGUCACCCAAGCCGCCGCAUUCGUCUUGCUCAUCCUCCCUGACAAGUUCUAUAUCUUCUGUUCCGCUUGUCACCACCACAUACUCAAAUCAUCCUAUUGCCUCUAGUCGCUCGCGAAGCUGGCUUUCUCACGCGAACACGCAAAACGAUUCUUCAGACUCAACCUCCCUACGGUCGCUCCACAGCCGGUUCCUCUUCAUCCGGUAGUGUCUGAUCGAGUGUACCGACGAAGAAGCUCAGCGGGAACGGAGGACAUGGUGUUCGCCGACGUUGGCAGGCGUUCACCCGAACGACGGGGGAGGAGUCCCAGCGUGGUCAGCGGUAUAAGCCAUCGAUCGAGACACAACAGCAGUGCCCGGACUGCUCCUGCUCAACCGCCCUCCCCCGAGACACACCCUGCCGCGAACAUCACCCUACUCGCAGAUGAGAAGCCCGUUGCAAGUGGCAAUGGCGUCUCCGUUUCCAUCGCUCUGGCGGAGCCAGUCUUGUUUCUGCAGGGCUUCGAUCCUAACGACCCAUCUACUCAUAGCACCACUAUGCUCCGUGGGAGUCUUCUCUUGAGAGUACAAAAGCAGGCAAAACUGAAAUCAAUAUCUCUGAAUUUCCGGGGCAAGUCAGAGACGGAAUGGCCGGAAGGAAUACCUCCAAAGCGUGUCGAAUUCCGAGACACCACCACAAUCAUGAACCAUACGUGGUCCUUCUUCAACGCUCAGAUUCCCCAAGCCGAAUACAGCUAUGGUGCAGAUAUUGUCCAGCUCUCCAAGGGCGCCUCGGUGGAGUCGAAAGAAGUUGGCGUUACAGCAUCGUCAUUUGACCUCUUUCAGCGUAGUGCCUCACCCGCCAAAGGGCACCCGACUACCCGCGAUUUGAAGCGGCUGUCCCUCCAGGCAAAUCAUUCGAGGAGUUUCGGUAAAGGGGACACAAUCAAUGGAGGACCGACCGUCGCCCAAAGGGGAUUUAAAGUGUUCCAUCCCGGUGAUUAUGUCUACAAUUUCGAACUUCCACUCGACUCGAGGUUACCAGAAUCAAUCAGUGUCGAUCUCGGCCACGUCAAGUAUGAGCUGGAGGCCCUUGUCGAGCGUUCCGGAGCCUUCCGUGCUAAUUUGGUGGGCACGAAGGAGUUGACAUUGAUCCGAGCACCCGCCGAGGGGUCCCUGGAACAGGUCGAACCCAUUGCCAUUUCUCGGAAUUGGGAGGACCAGUUACACUAUGAUAUUGUGAUUUCUGGGAAAUCGUUCCCACUCGGCUCGACGGUGCCCAUUGCUUUCAAAUUGACUCCCCUCGCCAAGGUCCAAUGCCAUAGGAUCAAAGUUUUCGUGACGGAGAACAUACAAUAUUUUACAAAUAACAAAAAGGUACACAGGCUGGAACCGACGAGAAAGGUGCAACUUUUUGAAAAACGAGCCGACGGACAUAGUGUGACCUCCUACCCGGGAAGUUCAAUGCGGAUUCUCGCGGGCGGUGGCGUCCCCUAUGACUAUCGCCAACAGGCAGCUGCCGGUGAUGAAGAUAUCCCUAGAGACCAAACAAACUUGCUCGGCAACCUGGAUAAUGACGCCGGAAGUAUUGGUCCCACUGAGAUGGAGUUCAACGUGCAACUGCCGAGCUGUCAUCAGAUGAAGGACAAACUACGAAGCGAGCGAUUACAUUUUGACACCACAUACUCUAAUAUUCAGGUGAACCAUUGGAUCAAGAUUGUGAUGCGACUCUCUCGACCUGAUGAGAACGAUUCCACCAAACGGCGUCAUUUUGAGAUCUCCAUUGAUUCUCCCUUCAACAUUCUUUCUUGUCGCGCAACACAGGCAAAUAUCUCACUUCCUGCCUAUAGUGCCGGUGGAGGUAUUCCCACCUCUACUGACGAGUUCGAGUGCGGAUGCCCAGGCGCUGCAAUCAGAAGACGAAAUACGCCGCCUAUAUCCCAAAGUCGGAUUCAAUCUGUUAAUAAUUCAACAGAUUUCGGUGCUCCAGCACCCGGGGUGAGCCGAAGUUGGACGAACGACACAGGUGGCUUAACGAUGCCUACGCAAGCACACGUACACAACGACCCCAAUGCUGGACAAUCAAGACCCAUACAUUUACUGAGGAGUCCCUCAUUCAACCCGCCGGCUUUUGACGAGGACGAGCCACCCCCACCUUUGGUCACUCCGCCUCCCUUGUACGAUAACAUUGUUCCUGGGGACUCGACAAGCGCAUUAGCGGAUUAUUUUGCUCGUCUUGCAGAUGAGACUUCUGACGAAGACGAUCGCUUGGAUCGAUCACGUGUAGAUUAUCCCCUUACUCCUGGCGGCCGAGUGAACAGGAGUAUGGAUAUUCCGAGGAACUGGAUGCCACUGGGCGCAGGAGCCAACGCCGAGUCGACUCCAUCAGGACUGGCGUCCUCGACGUCAGUAGCAAAUUGAGGGAUUCACUUCUUACUGUGGUGACCACCCAAAAUGGUAUGAUUAAUGAAAACGGAGGAAUUUAUCACGAUUUUUGCGAAUUGCAUCUACGCCAGCGGGACCUCGAUGUUUGGACCAAAGUCAGGUUGGAACUGUAAGCAGAAAGGUGUUAACGAGAUUGGAUGAACUCAUGAGGGCAAUAGGCAGAAUUUCUUCUCGGGGUGUUGGCAGGAAAAGAUUCUCUUACGAUCUGUCCGUGGCAGUCGAGUAGCAAACUUUUGCAUUUAUUGUGUUUAGUGCCCAAAUUGGACCUCAAUUGAUGCCUUUGGUUUUAUCACCACAAUCUCCAAAUGAUUCAAUAACCUG
Cladophialophora immunda is the source of this 3911-nucleotide messenger RNA. RefSeq lists its product as uncharacterized. The coding region runs from base 1422 to 3566 and encodes 714 amino acids. Gene Ontology annotation, cellular component: cytoplasm; cytosol. The record is from RefSeq and is a predicted model, not a curated record. Gene Ontology annotation, biological process: ubiquitin-dependent endocytosis. The transcript has 2 exons. Gene Ontology annotation, molecular function: protein-macromolecule adaptor activity; ubiquitin protein ligase binding. Lineage: Eukaryota; Fungi; Ascomycota; Eurotiomycetes; Chaetothyriales; Herpotrichiellaceae.